Molecule: messenger RNA, 2137 nt
Organism: Pseudoliparis swirei
Lineage: Eukaryota; Metazoa; Chordata; Actinopteri; Perciformes; Liparidae
Product: ras-related C3 botulinum toxin substrate 1-like
Exons: 6
Coding region: 281-859 (192 amino acids)
Biological process (GO): small GTPase-mediated signal transduction; regulation of actin cytoskeleton organization; establishment or maintenance of cell polarity
Cellular component (GO): plasma membrane; cytoskeleton; cell cortex
Molecular function (GO): GTP binding; GTPase activity; protein kinase binding
Source: RefSeq, a predicted model, not a curated record
UUUUCCUCAAUCUUUUUUCUUCUCUCCCUUCCUUUUCCCUGGGUGUUGCCUGCUGGAAGUUUUCACCGGUUGUUGCCGAGAAAAAAAAGGACAGACGACAGACGAGCCGGAGAAGUUUCCGUAACGACGACAUUCCUCAACUUUUUCUGGACUGCCAGUCGAGGCCCUCAACACUUUGUUCACGUUGCACGUUUCCUUCGACGCCGAUAGCGAGCUGAGCCGACUGGGUUGAGAGAGAGAGAUAGAGAGAGAGCAAGAGAGAGAGAGAGAGAGGCUUCCGAUGCAGGCCAUUAAGUGUGUGGUGGUGGGCGACGGGGCUGUGGGUAAAACCUGCCUGCUCAUCAGCUACACCACCAAUGCCUUCCCUGGGGAGUACAUCCCCACCGUCUUUGACAACUACUCCGCCAAUGUGAUGGUUGAUGGGAAACCAGUAAACCUGGGCCUGUGGGAUACAGCGGGACAGGAGGACUACGACCGGCUCAGGCCUCUGUCUUACCCUCAGACGGAUGUGUUCCUGAUUUGCUUUUCACUCGUCAGUCCGGCUUCCUUUGAAAACGUCCGCGCCAAGUGGUUCCCUGAGGUGAGACACCACUGCCCCAACACGCCCAUCAUCCUGGUGGGCACCAAGCUGGACCUGAGAGACGACAAGGACACGAUCGAAAAACUGAAGGAGAAGAAGCUCUCCCCCAUCACCUACCCUCAGGGCUUGGCCAUGGCUAAAGAAAUAACUUCAGUGAAGUACCUGGAGUGCUCCGCUUUGACGCAGCGCGGCCUGAAGACGGUGUUUGACGAGGCCAUCAGAGCGGUCCUGUGCCCCCCACCCACCAAGGAGAGGAGGAGGAAGUGCAGAAUAUUCUAAGGGACCACAGGGGGAGAAAAGAGAAUACGGUUGCAGUAAGAACUCGCCGACUCGGAGGGAAGGAGACGAUGGCGGGGUUCCCCAAAUAUCUAUUCACCCCUUGUGUCCUUGCUUGCGUAGAAGCUCCGGUAGUCCACACUUCCAUCUGAAAACCCCGUCCCAGGCUGAAGCGGUGCCGAAGGUUUCUGUUUACUUGCAUCUGUUUAGUUCUUUCAGUUUGACGGGAAUGAGGUGACUUUGUUACGGCCUUAGGGAAUGGGAGGGUGGGGGCUAAUUUUAUGGGAUCUGGGGUUGAUUUUAAGGGAGGAUUUUACAAAACAAAAUCCAUUAUGUCAUUGUUCUAUGAAGAAACGCUACUCGUAUGGAAUAUUAUGAAGAUUAUUGCAGAUUUAGCUCCUGCGCUGCACUCUUUCCCCAUACACACGAAGAGAUUCCUGCUGCCUUGAUGACAUUUUACUUUGAGAAAAAAUGUGUUAUUCAGAAGUUUUGUCGUCGCCUUUUUUAGUUUUUGUGUUCAUCGUCAUGCCAGCUCUGGUUUAGAAACCAUUUUGUUUACAUGCGUCAUCCGACCAGACUGAGGUGUUUCCCAAAUUCAGUCGACGGUCAUCACCUUGUCGUCACUCCAUGAAUACUAAAAUGACUCUUUCUUUUUGUUUUAACGUGUACAAGUUGACAUGCACUCAAUGCAGAAAGUUUCCCCCUCAGGUUACUUAUUACAAUUGUUGUAGCCGCUGUAAUAAUUACUAUAAUCAACAAGCAUUUAAAACACAGUCUCUGCAAGAUAAUUAACAGUUAAUUAUCAUGUUUUGUUCCUAAAAGCCAUCGAGCUGAAUCCAUUGAUCUCCUCUUGCUCCGUCUCAAGUCAACACGCACAGUAUUUUACGGCUGACCGUCGGGCAUGUGAUGGUGCAGUGCAGCUAGUGUUGUUGUGGAGCCUCAUUCUCAAUCUAACCGUAAAGAUUGUGUCAUAAUUUCAAGUCCCCACUAAGUUCUCGUUGAUUUUGGCCAUCCCUAUUCGCGUGUUUUAUGAAGUCUAGGAGCAGAGUGUAUUCACGCUCGAAUGUUGCAACAGAAUUUUAUUGUUUUUGUUACAAGAUAUGAGCAUUAACUAUUCAGCAAAUACAUUUUUUAUUUUGUAAUGAGCAACGAUCAAAUUGCAUGGGUGCUCUGGGGAAUCGCUGUCGAAUCUGGACUCAUUUUUAUCAGUGUUUCAACGGAGCGGUGUAAGAUGUUGAUUUAUUUUCUCUUUUUUUAAAGCAAAUAAAUUCAUCGAAAAUG